Molecule: messenger RNA, 3914 nt
Organism: Nyctereutes procyonoides (raccoon dog)
Lineage: Eukaryota; Metazoa; Chordata; Mammalia; Carnivora; Canidae
Gene: DHX37
Product: DEAH-box helicase 37
Exons: 27
Coding region: 90-3539 (1149 amino acids)
Biological process (GO): maturation of SSU-rRNA from tricistronic rRNA transcript (SSU-rRNA, 5.8S rRNA, LSU-rRNA)
Cellular component (GO): intracellular anatomical structure; nucleolus
Molecular function (GO): RNA binding; ATP binding
Source: RefSeq, a predicted model, not a curated record
UGAGCCUGGGGCCUGGGCGCGCACGUGGACUAGGCUUCGGGGUUCGCGGCUGCGGCCAUCCCGCCGGGAGCCGGGCGGGACCAGGCGCCAUGGGGAAGCUGCGCCGGCGCUACAACGUCAAGGGGCGCCUGCAGGCGACCCCCGGGCCCUCGAAGCGCCCCGCGGAGCCGCCCCCCGUGCGGCUGGAGCUGGAGGAUAAAGACGCUUUGAAAGGCAUCGAUGCAAGCAAUGCACUGGUUUUGCCUGGGAAGAAGAAAAAGAAGCCCAAAGCCCCUCCCCCAUCGAAAAAGGAGAAGAAGCCUCUGACCAAGAAAGAGCGUAAAAUGCUGCAGAAAAUCUUAGACCAGAAGGAGAAAAAGAGCCAGCGAGCAGAGAUGCUACAGAAAUUGAGCGAAGUCCAGGUUUCUGAAGCCGAGAUGAGACUGUUUUACACCACGUCCAAGCUUGGCACUGGGGACCGCAUGUACCACACCCGAGAGAAGUCUGACAAGAUCGAAGCCCAGAGGCAGGAGAAGAUCAGCAGCCUCAGCGGGGCCCACCGGAAGCGCUAUCGCCAGGAGACAGAAGAGGAGGAGUCUGAGCCCUCAAUGGAGUCUGAACCCGAGGAGGCUCCUGCCACUGAGCCCACAGAGGCUGGAGCACGGACACUGCCACCUGCACCAGAGGCCAGGACUGAUAGCCCAGGACCCAGUAGCCAACCCUCUCUGGCCGGGACUACUUCAGCACCACCAGCAGCAGCCUCCACCCCAGCCAGGCCCCCAGUGAAGCCUGCUGUCUUCAUCCCUGUGAACCGCACCCCUGAGAUGCAGGAAGAACGGCUAAAGCUCCCAAUUCUCGCUGAAGAACAAGUGAUCAUGGAGGCGGUGGCCGAGCACCCCAUCGUCAUUGUGUGUGGUGAGACUGGCAGUGGGAAGACCACACAGGUGCCGCAGUUUCUCUACGAAGCAGGCUACAGCAGUGACAACAGCAUCAUCGGCAUCACAGAGCCCCGGCGAGUCGCUGCUGUGGCCAUGUCCCAGCGAGUGGCCAAGGAGAUGAAUCUGUCACAGCGGGUCGUCUCCUAUCAGAUCCGAUACGAAGGAAACGUGACUGAAGAGACCAGAAUCAAGUUCAUGACGGAUGGUGUAUUGCUGAAAGAAAUCCAGAAGGAUUUCCUGCUGCUUAGAUACAAGGUGGUGCUCAUCGACGAAGCCCACGAGAGGAGCGUGUACACAGAUAUCCUCAUUGGCCUCCUGUCCCGCAUCGUGUCUCUCCGGGCAAAGAGGCACCUGCCGUUGAAGCUGCUCAUCAUGUCGGCCACGCUGCGGGUGGAGGAUUUCACGCAGAACCAGCGGCUCUUCCCCCAGCCGCCCCCAGUCAUCAAGGUGGAGUCCAGGCAGUUCCCAGUGACAGUGCACUUCAACAAGCGGACCCCACUAGAAGACUACAGUGGCGAGUGCUUCCGGAAGGUCUGCAAGAUCCACCGCAUGUUGCCAGCAGGAGGCAUCCUGGUGUUCCUGACGGGGCAGGCAGAGGUGCAUGCACUGUGCCGCAGGCUGAGGAGAGCCUUCCCGCACACCAGAUGCAGGCCCCCAGAAAAAGAAGAUCAAGAAGAUUCAGUAGAGGAGAUGCGCAAGUUUAAGAAAUCCAGGACAAGGGUGAAGAAGGCCCAGGCAGCGAUGUUGCCUCAGAUCAAUUUGGACAGCUACUCGGUGUUGCCAGCAGGCGAAGGCGACGAGGAUAGGGAAGCAGAGAUGGAUGAGGAAGAAGAGGCGGCUCUGGGCUCCGACCUUGACCUAGACUUGGGGGAUGACGGAACAGAUGGAGGUGAGAAGCCAGAUGCCUCGCUCCCCCUCCAUGUGCUCCCGCUCUACUCUUUGCUGGCCCCAGAGAAGCAAGCGCAGGUCUUCCAACCUCCCCCAGAGGGUACACGGCUGUGUGUUGUAGCCACCAAUGUGGCCGAGACGUCCCUCACCAUCCCGGGCAUCAAAUACGUGGUGGACUGUGGGAAGGUCAAGAAGCGGCACUAUGAUCGUGUCACUGGCGUCUCCUCCUUCCGAGUCACCUGGGUGUCACAGGCCUCAGCUGAUCAGCGGGCGGGCCGAGCAGGCCGGACAGAGCCAGGCCACUGCUACAGGCUCUAUUCAUCUGCGGUUUUCAGUGACUUUGAGCAGUUUCCUCCUCCUGAAAUCACCAGGCGGCCAGUCGAAGACUUGAUCCUUCAAAUGAAAGCACUCAACAUUGAAAAGGUCAUCAACUUUCCUUUUCCAACCCCUCCGUCUGUGGAGGCCCUCAUCGCCGCUGAGGAGCUGUUGAUUGCGCUGGGUGCCCUGCAGGCGCCCCAGAAAACAGAAAGCGUGAAGCAGCUGCAGAGGUCCUGGCUGGGCUGCCCCAUCACUGCACUGGGCAGGACCAUGGCCACGUUCCCCGUGGCGCCCCGCUACGCCAAGAUGCUGGCACUGAGCAGGCAACACGGCUGCCUGCCCUACGCCAUCACCAUUGUGGCUGCCAUGACAGUCCGGGAGCUGUUCGAGGAGCUGGACAGACCUGCCGCCAGUGAUGAGGAGCUGGGCCGGCUAAAGGACAAGCGGGCCCGGGUGGCCCAGAUGAAGAGGAUCUGGGCAGGGCAAGGUGCCUCUCUCAAACUCGGAGACAUCAUGGUGCUGCUGGGUGCCGUGGGAGCCUGUGAGUACUCUGGCCGCUCACCCCAGUUCUGUGAGGCCAACGGGCUUCGGUACAAGGCCAUGAUGGAGAUCCGGCGCCUGCGGGGCCAGCUGACCACUGCAGUCAAUACCGUGUGCCCUGAGGCUGGGCUCUUCAUGGACCCCAAGAUGCAGCCGCCUUCCGAGAGCCAGGUGACCUACCUGCGGCAGAUUGUGGCGGCCGGCCUGGGUGACCACCUGGCCCGCAGGGUCCAGAGUGAGGACCUGUUGGACGACAAGUGGAAGAAUGCCUACAAGACCCCUCUCCUUGAUGACCCCGUCUUCAUCCACCCCAGUUCUGUCCUUUUCAAAGAGCUCCCAGAGUUUGUGGUCUACCAGGAGAUCAUGGAGACCACCAAGAUGUACAUGAAAGGCGUUUCGGCUGUGGAGGUCCAGUGGAUCCCAGUCCUGCUGCCUUCCUACUGCCAGUUUGACAAGCCCCUGGAGGAGCCACCCCCUGUCUACUGCCCAGAGAAGGGGCGGGUGCUGUGUCACCGGGCCAGUGUGUUCUAUCGUGUUGGCUGGCCGCUCCCUGCAGUCCAGGUGGAAUUUCCAGAGGGUAUUGACUGUUACAAGCACUUUGCCCGGUUUCUGCUGGAAGGGCAGGUUUUCCAGAAGCUGGCCUCCUACCGGGGCUGUUUACUGUCCAGCCCUAGCACGAUGCUGAAGACAUGGGCCAGGCUGCAGCCCAGGACAGAGAGUCUUCUGAAAGCCCUUGUGGCUGAGCAAGCCAACUGCCGAGAGGCCUUACUGGCUGCUUGGACAAAGAAUCCCAAAUACCUGCUUGCUGAGUAUUGCCAGUGGCUCCCAGAGGCCAUGCACGCCAACGUUGAGAAAGCCUGGCCCCCCAACCUCUGACCACUGACCUGAGGCCUGGCUGCGAGGCCAGGGACUGGUCUGGGGACCAAGGGGGCUGGUGGUGGCCAGUUUCCAGCAUGGUCACCCUGGUGUGUGGACUGCUCCUGGGAGGCAGGUCAAGCCUCUGGAAACCCUCAUUCAUCUUAGAUACAAGACAUCUGGACAUUUUAUAACUAUUUAUUAUUUGGUGGAGAAUGGUUUUAUCUCACAUGCCACUCUGGGGACUACAUUAGUCCCUGAGAGUUAGCAGGGCUGGGGGCACAGCCGUGGUGAGCAGGAGGGUGACCUCAUUCUUUCCUAUGUGUCCCCUUCCCAGCAAGGGUGGUGCUCCCUUUCCAAGCAUGUCACUGUAAUAAAUCUGAGCUGUGAGAACAA